AUGGAACUACAGAAACUGAGAUUUUACUCCACUGUACGGACAUGUCGGAGUUUUGAGCGCGAAAGGGCUCACCUCAAAUACCAUAACCAUCCCGGCUUCGAUUGCACUAUGCCUGGCUUCUUCUCCAAUUCUUUGUCGAUUAACGGCAGCGAGAUUGACAACUUUCUUGCAAGGACGGAGACAGUUGAGAGACUCUCAAGCUCUGCGACGUUUGAGUCUGGAAAUUUGAAGAAAAGGAGGUUUGAUAGCUUCUUUAUAGAGACUAAG
Molecule: messenger RNA, 267 nt
Organism: Eruca vesicaria subsp. sativa (arugula)
Lineage: Eukaryota; Viridiplantae; Streptophyta; Magnoliopsida; Brassicales; Brassicaceae
Source: the annotation of a GenBank genome assembly